AUGGAAGGAGAAAAUUGCUCAGUUUCCCAUGGGAAUAGCAUUAUGAAAGGAAAUCAAAAUACCAUUGCAGAUAUUUUAAGUCAUUACCACAAAUCAGGUGAUUUUUCUACAUCUUUUAUAUCAGAAGUUGUUGAAAAAUUGAAUGGAAAAGGAUAUUAUAGAAUUGCUAUAGAUUUUAUUCAUAAAGAAAGACAAAGACGUUUAGAAUUGAAAGAAAAAUUCUAUUUAUUCAGCUUGGAAUUACAAGUACAUUUAAAAACUAGUUCCUUGGAGAAGGCAAGUGCUUUACUCGAAGAUGCUAUAAGAUUAGCAAAAUCUACAGAUGUCACUCUAAAGCAGACAAACUCCUUUUGCAAAGUUUUGUUUUCUUACGCUGAUCGUUUAUUCAAAUCACAAUCUUUCAUGCAAUCUUUAACAUGGUAUAAAAAAUUCCUGAAAUUUGUUGAAACAACGAGAAUAAGUGGUGCGGCUAUAACUUUCUUGAAGCAAAGAAUUUGCUUGUGCUAUUUGGAAAUGAAUGAAGGACAACUGGCUAAACAAAUGUUUAUGAAAAUCGAAUGCCCUAAUUCAAACACAGAUUUUCUCCAUCUAUAUUUGGGACUUCAAAUAGCAAUAAUGUGCGAAGACCAAGAACUGGCUGAUAUAGCAUUAAAAUACACUGGUGGCUACGAUCAUUCACUGGAAGAGGUUCUUCUGGCUUGCUGCAGAAAAGCAUUAUCUAUUGGAAAAACAGCUUUCAUUUGCAAGAUCUUAGAAUUACUGAUUGAAAAAUUCAACGUCAACGAAGGAAGCCUUUCUCAUCUCAAACUGUCUCAAAUUCUUAUAAAGCUCUAUCUUGGCUCAACAGAAAUGAUGGAAGAGCAAGAAAAAAUCAUAAUUUGCUUGAGGAAAGCCUUGGAAAUUUCUGAACAUGUUGAGAAAGGAAAUGCGACUGAAGACAUGAUGGAAUGGUUUUGUAGAGUAGCUUGGAAUAUGGCUCUGAAAGAAGGCACUAAAGUCAAAAACGUCUUUGAAUUUUUUUAUAUUUGCUGUCAGUUUCUUGAGAAACUAAAAGGUUCAUAUGUGCGUCUUAAAAAUGCCCUCAUUUUUGUAAUAGCAGCUGGAAUUCAAACUCUACGAGAAAAUAGCAAGUCAGAAGGCAUGGAAGAAGAAAGCAAAGAUAUUUCCAGGAAGAUUUUAUCAUCUAUAGAUAUAUGCAGAAAUAUUGAAAAGGACAACACCAGGAUUCUUUCUUUGUUGCAUGUCUACGAAUUUGAAACCAGACUCCUGAUGGAAGAUCCUUCAGCAGAAAGUAUUCUGAGAAGGAUGUUGCAAAUGCCUUUUGUCGAUGCUGAAGCACUGCAAUUAGUGGCGUCGAUAGCUUACGAAGAUUCUUCAAACAACUUUAAAUUAGUUACAAUAGCCUUGGAAGGAGCCAUAAAUAAAACUGAUCAGACUGAUAGUCGAAUCGGUCAAUUAUAUCAUUCAUUAUUACAGGUUUUGUUCUUUACGCAAGAAUAUGUAACGUCCUCUGUUGAAGAACAGACUAUGAAUGUUUGCAAAACUGUCUUAAAAAGACUAGAAGAAGAUGAUAGCUUUCAAGAAUAUCCGGAGAUGAAGGUUUUAUGGCUAAUGACUAAGUGCUGGAAUUGGGGCGUACACAAGCUGUCUGCUGGAAAUCCAACGAGCGGUCACGAAUGGUGCACCUUGGCGAUGAAACUUCUGCAAAAAUUGAAAGGGCUCAAAGGGUUACACGAGGAAAAAUUACAGGCACUCUUCUCCUCUUAUUUUGGAACUCAAGACGUGCCAUGGGAGCAGUGCCCCUGGUCAAGUUCUGAUAGACCACGGGUUCUCACGUAUGAUUGCAACAAAAACACAGGCCAUGGGAGCAGUGCCCCUGGUCAAGUUCUGAUAGAGCACGGGUUCUCAAGUAUGAUUGCAACAAAAACACAGGCCAUGGGGGCAGUGCCCCUGGUCAAGUUCUGA
Molecule: messenger RNA, 1965 nt
Organism: Argiope bruennichi
Lineage: Eukaryota; Metazoa; Arthropoda; Arachnida; Araneae; Araneidae
Product: testis-expressed protein 11-like
Exons: 10
Coding region: 1-1965 (654 amino acids)
Biological process (GO): synaptonemal complex assembly; male meiosis chromosome segregation; reciprocal meiotic recombination
Cellular component (GO): central element
Source: RefSeq, a predicted model, not a curated record